Molecule: messenger RNA, 1595 nt
Organism: Eutrema salsugineum
Lineage: Eukaryota; Viridiplantae; Streptophyta; Magnoliopsida; Brassicales; Brassicaceae
Product: protein WHAT'S THIS FACTOR 1 homolog
Exons: 1
Coding region: 134-1351 (405 amino acids)
Molecular function (GO): RNA binding
Source: RefSeq, a predicted model, not a curated record
CACACGGCCCAUGAAUGUGGCGCAUCAUCGGGCGGCGUGGGGGAUAUAGUCUUACCGGUGUUCCAGGGUUUGUUUGUUUGUAGGCAAUUUACCUCUCACGCUCCGGUAGAAAAACCCUAAUUUUAAAUCAGGAAUGGUGCUCAGAAACCAUACCAUUUGCUACGAAAUCGCAAAAUCUCUGGAGAAAGGGAGAAAUUUAGGGCAAGAAAUCAGAAGAAGGAUCUCGAGCUUGAAAGUGGUAUGGAAGAAGGACAGGAAGCUGGACGAAGCGAUCGAGCAGGACAAGCGUUACAAGCUGUGCGCUCGGGUGGUGAAAGAAGUGUUGAACGAGCCAGGUCAAGUCAUUCCGCUCAGAUACCUCGAGAAACGGCGCGAGAGGUUACGCCUCAAUUUCAAAGCAAAGAGCUUCGUUGAGAUGAACCCUUCUCUGUUCGACAUCUACUACGAUCGCAUCAAACCCAAGUCCGAGCCCGUUCCUUUCAUCCGCCCCACGCCCCGUCUCAGGGCUUUCCUCGACCAUGAGCAGAGGAUUUACGCCGACAAUGAGCCCUUAAUUGUUUCCAAGCUCUGCAAACUGCUGAUGAUGGCCAAAGACAAGGUCAUCAGUGCCGAUAAACUGGUUCAUGUCAAGAGAGAUUUUGGAUUCCCCAAUGAUUUUCUUGUCAAAUUGGUUCAGAGAUACCCAAACUAUUUCCGGUUAACGGGUCUACCCGAACAAGGCAAGUCCUUUCUCGAGCUCGUCGACUGGAACCCAGAUUUCGCCAAAUCGGCUAUCGAGCAGAGAGCAGAAGAAGAAACCCUUCGAACCGGAGUCCGUGUCCGACCCAAUUUCGAUGUGAAGCUGCCGUCUGGGUUUUUCCUGAGGAAGGAGAUGAGAGAGUGGACUAGGGAUUGGUUAGAGCAAGACUACAUAUCGCCAUACGAGGAUGCGUCUCAUCUGGAUCAAGCUUCCAAGGAAAUGGAGAAAAGAACCGUUGGUCUUGUCCACGAAUUGCUGUCUCUCUCGCUGCUCAAGAGGCUCCCCGUGCCUAUACUCGGCAAGUUCUGCGACGAAUUCCGCUUCUCAAACGCAUUCUCGAGUGUUUUCACUCGCCAUUCAGGUAUCUUCUACUUGUCGCUCAAAGGAGGGAUCAAGACUGCUGUACUGAGGGAAGCUUAUAGAGAGGAUGAGCUUGUUGAUAGAGAUCCUUUGCUUGCUAUUAAGGAUAACUUCCUGAGGCUCUUAGAGGAAGGUUGGCAAGAGAGGAAAGAUAAGUUGAAACAGCAGAGGGAACAAGUUCACAAAGACAGAGAGAUUUUGUUAGUAGCCAAAACCAAGCAACCUGAGGAGCCGGACCGUCUCUGUGAUUAAUUCUGUCUUAAAAUCGCAGUCUGAUUACAGCUGAACGCACUUGUUUCAAUCACAUGGAGCUAAAACGAUGUGCAGAGUGACCAAAUGAUGCAUGUUUUUCAAACCGUUCUUGGUCUAAAAGCAGUUGCUAGACUUGUUUUUUAAAGCUAUCAUCUUUUCAGAUCUUAAUCAAGAAUCAUCUUGGAGAUUAGGAUCAAUCAGUUCAACACUCUAUAUGUGUUCCCAUUUGAUCAAUCCAAGUUAU